AUGAUUGAUAACAUAGCAAGAAAAAAACCUGGAGAUGUUUUGGUAUCGAUGGCCAUUGACGCAUUGUUACCCCUUGCAAUUCCUGGUCCAGUUACCGGAACUUAUACAAGUAAUCCACUCCAAGAAAAAUUACUGAAAACUAUGGUUUUCGAUGUAUUAUUGGACCGAGUCUGCUCAAUUAAUGAAGCUAACGAAGCGGUAAAUGAGUGUCUACCUUUGGCUACCUAUCACGAUAUGAUAAAUGAAGAUAUUUUUUUUACAGAAGCAUUAAACAUGUUAAAAUAUCACAUUGAUAAUGAUCUUGCAGAUAUUGAUCUAAUGGAAACACAUGAAAAGCCUGUAUCGAAAAGAUUUUUAGAAAAUAUUGAAGACACAUUAUAUGGCCGAUCAAAAGAUACAUAAGUUGAC
Molecule: messenger RNA, 408 nt
Organism: Heterobilharzia americana
Lineage: Eukaryota; Metazoa; Platyhelminthes; Trematoda; Strigeidida; Schistosomatidae
Source: the annotation of a GenBank genome assembly